Molecule: messenger RNA, 2047 nt
Organism: Neltuma alba
Lineage: Eukaryota; Viridiplantae; Streptophyta; Magnoliopsida; Fabales; Fabaceae
Product: protein Brevis radix-like 4
Exons: 6
Coding region: 561-1679 (372 amino acids)
Source: RefSeq, a predicted model, not a curated record
UGGAUCAAUAUCUACGCCCAAUGGGCCAAGCCCAAUCACAAUAAAUGGCGGAGUCAUUCUUUUACUUGCUUCGCCAUUGGGCAAACAAGUAUCCAAAGCUUCGCGGAGGGUCCAAUAACCGGUUAGCAUCCGGUAAGGGGUAACCGAAAGGCACGAGAAAUACAGUACGCAGUUUCUUGAAAUGAAAAUGAAACAAUACAGUCUACAACCAUCACUGGGCAUUUUUGCAGAUUUGCCACUAGAAUUCGCCAUGAUCCCCGACCAGAUGGUAUCUCUUUCCCUUUCCCUUUUCUUUUCCUCCAAUCAUUCAAAAUCGAUCUCCCUCCAUUUUUUAUAUUCGGUAUGUUUUCUGUUUUUCCAGGGAUUCUUUGCUUUCGUAAUUGAAGUUUGACGUUCGUGGCGCAUACUCCUAGAUCCUCUGUUUUCUCAAGUUCAUUAUCGAAGCACCUGAUCCUCCUCAAUUUUAUCCUCAACUUCCAAAUUUUUGUUCUGGCUUGCGCUUUCAGGGUGCGCUCUAUUUCGAUUGGGAGAGAUUGACGAACUUUGAUUAAGCAGCAGAAAUGCUUACAUGCAUAGCUCGUCCAAAGAAACUCGGGCAUGAGUCACUGAAUCAGCCCGAUGAUUCCGAUUCUACUAACCCAAGCGCCGCCAAGAGUCAAGCUACCAAAUCCCUCACUUCUCAGCUCAAGGAUAUGGCGUUGAAGGCAUCCGGAGCUUACAAGCAUUGCGCCCCCUGCACCGGACCACAGACACAGAAUCGACUGAGAACCAGUACUGAGUCAGACGCGGACUCGGAUCGGUUCCGAUGGUCCUACAGACGAACGGCGAGCUCAAGCUCGACAACGACGAGGACAUGGGGAAAGGAGAUGGAAGCGAGGCUGAAGGGGAUUUCGAGUGGGGAGGGGACGCCGAACUCUGCCAGUGGACGGCGGGUGGAACCGGUGGUGCUGUUCGUCGAAGAGAACGAACCUAAGGAGUGGGUGGCGCAGGUGGAGCCCGGCGUAUUAAUCACCUUUGUAUCACUUCCGAGCGGAGGGAAUGAUUUGAAGCGAAUCCGGUUCAGUCGGGAAAUGUAUAAUAAAUGGCAGGCGCAAAAAUGGUGGGCAGAGAACUAUGAAAGGGUCAAGGAACUUUACAACAUUCAGAAGCUUAAUCGCCAAGCCUUCCCUCUUCCAACACCACCAAGAUCUGAAGAUGAGCUCUCAAAGCUUGAAUCAGCAGAAGAUAUCCCUGUGACACCCCCAUUAACCAAAGAACGAUUACCUCGUAAUCUAAAUCACCCAACGGCGUUGGGAACGGGAUACUCGUCAUCGGAUUCUUUUGACCAUCUUUCAAUGCAAUCUCGCCAUCAUCAUGAAUCGGGUGGCCUUAACUCAACACCUAAAGUCUCCACCAUAAGUACGACCAAGACAGAAGCAUCAUCCAUGGACGCCUCUAUCAGAAGUAGCUCAUCCAGGGAGGCUGAUCCUUCAGGGGAUAUAUCAAUCAGCAAUGCUAGUGAUCAAGACACUGAAUGGGUCGAACAGGAUGAACCUGGGGUUUAUCUUACCAUCAGAACAUUACCAGGCGGCAAAAGAGAGCUAAGACGAGUCAGAUUCAGCCGAGAAAGAUUUGGGGAGGUGCAUGCUAGAUUAUGGUGGGAAGAGAAUCGAGCCAGGAUACAUGAACAAUACUUGUGAGAUUGAGGAAUAAUACUUCACAGAGCCUGGAGGUGGUGUUGCUUAUGAAAUUGUUUCAUACCUUGUCUUACCAUACUAGAGAAAUCCCAUUAUAGGUAAAUUAGAUAUCACAAGAGGUGUUCUUGGCACCUCUCCUGUUUUAGGCCGCAUACAUAAACUCGUCACACUAGCUAUAUUUGUGUGAUCAGUUCAAUUUUUCUCUUGAAUGUAUGUGGUAAAUUUACCUUUUGCUAUUUCCUUCACAUAAUGGUGGAUAAGGGUGCCAAUUGCUAUGUUACAUGAAAGUCGGGUGGGUGUAAAUUUCUAUAGUAAAUCAGAUAUUGGGUACAAGAAUGAAUGAAUCUAUCAAUUGCUUUUUGUUUCCACUU